AUGGAGUCGUCGAGAGGACCCCCGCGGGUCAAGAACAAGGCCGCGGCGCCGGUUCAGAUCAGUGCCGAACAACUGCUUCGCGAGGCGGUUGAUCGCCAGGAAGUCGGCAUCCAGGCUCCGACGCAAAAAUUUUCCGACUUGGAGGAACUCCACGAGUAUCAAGGGAGGAAGCGCCGCGAGUUCGAGGACUACGUGCGCCGGAACCGCGUCAACCUCAAAAACUGGACACAGUACGCUCAGUGGGAGUUGGAGCAGAAGGAGUUUGCGCGCGCGAGGUCCGUUUUCGAGCGCGCUCUCGACGUCCUCCCUCACAAUGUCGUCCUAUGGAUCCGCUAUAUCGAGGCGGAGAUGAAGUCGCGAAACAUCAAUCACGCCCGAAACCUGCUGGAUCGCGCCGUCACCAUACUACCACGCGUCGACAAGCUCUGGUACAAGUAUGUGUACAUGGAGGAAAUGCUGGGCAACAUCCCCGGCACCCGACAGGUGUUUGACCGGUGGAUGCAGUGGCAACCCGACGAAGUGGCCUGGAGCGCCUACAUCAAGCUGGAGAAGAGGUACGGCGAAUAUGACCGAGCCCGUGCCAUCUUUCGAGACUUCACCAUGGUCCACCCGGAACCUCGCAACUGGAUCAAAUGGGCCAAGUUUGAGGAGGAGCACGGCACCAGCGAGCUGGUGCGCGGCGUGUUUGGCGGCGCUGUUGAGGCCUUGGGCGACGACUUUGUCGACGAAAGGCUCUUCAUCGCCUACGCCCGGUUCGAGUCCAAGUUGAAGGAGUACGAGCGCGCCCGGGCGAUUUACAAGUAUGCGCUGGACCGGCUGCCGAGGUCGAAAUCGACGCUGCUGCACAAGGCCUACACCACGUUUGAGAAGCAGUUUGGCGACGAGGACGGGGUCGAGGACGUCGUCCUGUCCAAGCGAAGGGUGCAUUACGAGGAACAGGUCAGGGCCAAUGGCAAGAACUACGACGCGUGGUUUGACUAUGCCGGAUUGGAAGAGACGUCCAGAGACGCGGACCGGAUCCGAGACGUGUACGAGAGAGCCAUUGCCCAAGUGCCGCCUACCCACGAGAAGCGACACUGGCGACGGUACAUUUACCUGUGGAUAUUCUACGCCAUCUGGGAGGAGCUGGAGGGCCAGGACGUUGAGCGCACGCGGCAGAUAUACGCCACGUGCCUGAAGCUGAUACCUCACGACAAGUUCACCUUUGGCAAGAUUUGGCUCCUGGCGGCCCAGUUCGAGCUUCGCCAAGGCCAGCUCACGGCCGCGCGGAAGCUGCUGGGGCGGGCCAUGGGCAUGUGCCCCAAGGACAACAUCUUCAACGGCUACAUCGAGCUGGAGCGCAAGCUUUUCGAGUUUGUGCGGUGCCGCACGCUGUACGAGAAGCACAUUGAAUACAACCCGGCCAACUGCCAGACGUGGAUCAGGUUCGCCGAGCUGGAGCGCGGGCUGGACGAUCUGGACCGGACCCGGGCCAUCUUUGAGCUGGCCGUGAGCCAGGAGCAGCUAGACAUGCCGGAGCUCCUGUGGAAGGCGUACAUUGACUUUGAGGAGGAGGAAGGCGAGUACGAGCGGACGCGGGAGCUGUACAAGCGCCUGCUGGAGAAGACGGACCACGUCAAGGUGUGGAUCAGCUACGCCCACUUUGAGGUCAACAUCCCCGAGGACGACGAGGACGAGCAGGAGGAGCAGCCGCUCAGCGAGGCGGCCAAGGCCCGCGCCCGCAGGGUGUUUGAGCUCGCCCACAAGAGCAUGCGCGACAAGCAGCUCAAGGACGAGCGGGCGUCGCUGCUCAACGCCUGGCUGUCGUUUGAGAAGGAGCACGGCUCGGCCGAGGACGUUGACAAGGUGCAGAAGCAGAUGCCGAGGCGGACCAAGAAGAGGAGGAGGUUGGACGACGACACGUUUGAGGAGUACUUUGACUACGUCUUCCCGGCGGACGACCAGCAGGCCCGGAACAUGACGAACCUCAUGGCCAUGGCGCAGCAGUGGAAGCAGACGGGCGAUUUGGCGGGCUCAUAG
Messenger RNA from Ustilaginoidea virens, 2019 nucleotides. RefSeq lists its product as uncharacterized. Lineage: Eukaryota; Fungi; Ascomycota; Sordariomycetes; Hypocreales; Clavicipitaceae. Gene Ontology annotation, cellular component: Prp19 complex; precatalytic spliceosome; post-mRNA release spliceosomal complex. The coding region runs from base 1 to 2019 and encodes 672 amino acids. The record is from RefSeq and is a predicted model, not a curated record. The transcript has a single exon. Gene Ontology annotation, biological process: mRNA splicing, via spliceosome; spliceosomal complex assembly. Gene Ontology annotation, molecular function: protein binding.